This is a messenger RNA of Vigna radiata var. radiata (mung bean), 390 nucleotides long. RefSeq lists its product as uncharacterized. The record is from RefSeq and is a predicted model, not a curated record. NCBI's taxonomy places the organism in Eukaryota, Viridiplantae, Streptophyta, Magnoliopsida, Fabales, Fabaceae. The coding region runs from base 1 to 390 and encodes 129 amino acids. The transcript has a single exon.
AUGAAAAUCAAAUGUCAAGGAAAUGUAAAGGUGCAACAUGCUCAACUUCAAAGGCUUGGGAAGGCCUUUGAGCUUUUGGAGAUGAAGGUGGGAGAGAUGGUGACAGACUAUAUCGCAAGAGUCAUGGUGGUGGCUAUUGACACGAGAAAUUGUGGAGAAGACAUGACAGAUACUAAAAUUGUUGAAAAGAUUAUGCGAACUCUCACGAAGAACUAUGACUACAUUGUGUGUUCUAUCAAAGAAGCACAAGACACCGACAAGCUUACAAUUGAUGUACUCCAAAGCUCUCUUCUUGUUCAUGAACAAAAGCUAUUACGGAGAAAAGGAGGGGAUGAGCAAGCUUUGAAGAUUACAUAUGAUGACACAACAAGUGGAAGAGGACGAGGAUGA